UGAUGAAGGCCUCGAAGCCCACAAAUAUAUGAUGGACACCAUCGACGAAUCUACAAAGGCCAGCUGCCUCGAUUGGUCCAACGAAUUCCAGGAACGGUGUAGUGCCCUCGCUGAGCAGAAUGACCGUAUUCUUGGCGUAUGCACUCCCUUCCUCAACUGUUUCGCUACUGAUCGUUAUGCAGGCGGAGAUCCCAGGGCAAGAUGGCUAUAAUACAGAACCUAAUUUCUUCCAUGGAAUGAAUCAACAUUCUCAAAUUUCGCGACCACGACAUCAACAACGCCACGGCCGUCUCAAAAGACUGAGGUUCGCUGUGAUGAGAACCCCUCGUUCAACUCCCCCGCCAGCAUCUGUAGCACCUACCACCUCAUCGCCAGUCGCUGCCGCUACCACCUUGAGAACUCACCUACGCCAGCUAUUCACCCGGCCACCCCAUCAUGCAACGCCUCCCGUCGCGGACGUUUCUUAUGCGCAGGGUUUACAGCGUUAUGCUGCAGCGGGUGCUCCUGGGAGUGAGCACUCUUUGAUACGUGAUGAAGACUAUCAUGGACCUCCUACACCAGACGCCAAUUUACAACAGCAACAGCAAUUAGGAGCAGUGCAGGCAGACCGUGGAGAACAUGGCGGCCGGUCCUGUUGUUGCUGCUAGGAUAAUUUAUGCAUGACCCUUGAGUGUCUCAGAUCUAUCGUCGAUCUUUUUAUGAUAUCUUCAUCGAGUUGGAGCAGUACAUGGUUUAUCGAUAAGCAAUAACUAUUGUAGAUCAUCUCUUGCCCUUGUAUUUAGAACCUUGCGUCCUUCGUAUCACGUAAAGUUGCUUGCGCAUCACAUUCC
Messenger RNA from Suillus subaureus, 830 nucleotides. RefSeq lists its product as uncharacterized. NCBI's taxonomy places the organism in Eukaryota, Fungi, Basidiomycota, Agaricomycetes, Boletales, Suillaceae. The record is from RefSeq and is a predicted model, not a curated record. Bases 120 to 647 code for a protein of 175 amino acids. The transcript has 4 exons.